Molecule: messenger RNA, 4577 nt
Organism: Lepus europaeus (European hare)
Lineage: Eukaryota; Metazoa; Chordata; Mammalia; Lagomorpha; Leporidae
Gene: REEP3
Product: receptor accessory protein 3
Exons: 8
Coding region: 131-898 (255 amino acids)
Biological process (GO): endoplasmic reticulum tubular network organization
Cellular component (GO): endoplasmic reticulum tubular network; endoplasmic reticulum membrane; cytoplasmic microtubule
Molecular function (GO): microtubule binding
Source: RefSeq, a predicted model, not a curated record
CCGAGGGCGCCAGCGCGGCCCCGGGGAGCGCGAGGAGCCGGCGAGCGCGCGGCCUGCCGUUGGCGGCCUGGUCAGCCGCGCUCAGUGCCCACCCGCCCCGGAGCUGGGGCCCAAGCCCCCCCCCAGGAAGAUGGUGUCCUGGAUGAUCUCCAGAGCCGUGGUGCUGGUUUUUGGAAUGCUUUAUCCUGCAUAUUAUUCAUACAAAACUGUGAAAACAAAGAACGUGAAGGAAUAUGUUCGAUGGAUGAUGUACUGGAUUGUUUUUGCUCUCUAUACUGUGAUCGAAACAAUAGCAGAUCUAACUGUUGCUUGGUUUCCCCUGUACUAUGAGCUGAAGAUUGCUUUUGUCAUAUGGUUGCUCAGUCCUUAUACUAAAGGAGCAAGUUUAAUAUACAGAAAGUUCCUUCAUCCAUUUCUUUCUUCAAAGGAAAGGGAAAUCGAUGAUUAUAUUGUACAAGCAAAGGAAAAAGGCUAUGAGACCGUGGUAAAUUUUGGACGGCAAGGCUUAAACUUAGCAGCUUCUGCUGCUGUCACUGCUGCAGUGAAGAGCCAAGGCGCUAUAACUGAACGUUUAAGAAGUUUCAGUAUGCAUGACCUAACAGCUAUCCACGGUGAUGAGCCUGUGGGACAAAGACCAUAUCAGCCUCUCCCAGAAGGAAAAAAGAAGAGUAAAGCAGGCCCCAGUGAAUCAGCAGGCUACGGAAUUCCACUGAAAGACAGAGAGGAGAAGACAGAUGAAGAGGCGGAUGGGACAUACUCAGAUGAUGAGAUGUUAACGCAUAAAGGGCUUCGAAGAUCACAGAGCAUGAAGUCUGUGAAAACCGUCAAAGGCCGCAAGGAGAUGCGGUAUGGGUCACUAAAAUAUAAAGUGAAGAAGAGACCACAGGUGUAUUUUUAGCCAUCUACACUUCGGAUAUCCCGAGACAAACAAUACUAAUAAAUCGACUUCAUUUUCUAACAAAUAUUCAGGAUUUACACAUUGAAAUGAUUUUUUAAAUUAUGAGAGUGAUAGGAUUUACUUUUGUGAAUUGAAAGAGUUUUUAUUUCUCUAACAAUACUUCCAAAUACUGACUACUAAAGGUAGUUAUGCAAGGUUUAUUAACAUAUGUGUCAGAAGUGAUAGAAAGUCAUGUUAUCUGUUUGCAAGUUCGUCAGCAGCCUUGAGUGCCUGGGAUAGGAGAUGAAACAUACACCCACAGUAUACUUGAAGAGCCUCUUUUAUGGAUCAGGAUACAUCAGCCUUUGUGGUAUUGUGUUGUUUACCUCCAUUUAUGUUCUAUCACAUGAGGAUAAUAAUUAAACGGGCCUCUGAUCUGGCAGUGAUGUAAUAAGGACAUGAUGUAAAAUAAUAAGGUUUUAUACAUAGUCUUUCAGUUUUUCUUUUUAUAGUACUUUCUAGUUUUUCUACCAUCUGAAAGGUUUUGAAACAGAUAUUUGAAAACCAGGUAUCUACAUAGCACUUUUCUUCUAACGACUUUUGCACAUUUGAAAAUUGUUUACUUAUUUUACAACUGUACAUGUACCUUAAACUUUAUUGACACUAUCUUUGUUGUUGUUUGUCAUAUUCCGACAUGACACAUUUUUGCUUUGAAUUACAUCAUCUCUUUUCCUGUGGGUUUCAUUUGGUAGAUUCACUGAAUUUUAAUAAUGUAAAAAUAUAGCUAAAAUUUAACUUUUAAUUAUCUUCUUUACAAAUGAGAAGUUAUUUCAAACAUUAACCAAUUUUCCAUAUUUAGUGCAGCAUACUUGAACUUAGCAGGUUUUUUGUAGACACUGAUUAGAUUUUCAGCUUUUAAAAAUGGUGGCUUUUGUGAAUGCAUUCUAGAAAGAACACCAAGGUCUUUACCAAUUCAUAAAAUUAUCCAACAGCCAAUCUACUCACAAGCUUAGCAGUGAUCUGUGCUGCUGGUUUAUAAACUCUGGCAUUGACUGAAAUCAUUUGAAUCUCCUGGCUAAGAUAAGUUCCUAAAGAUGAGUGCCAAUACAAAAUACCAAUGUUAUUAAUCCUACGUAGUAGAAGUUAUUAGAAAAAGUACCAUUUUGAGCGAUUGGAUUCUCAAGCUUUUUCAGGUUGUACUAAUAACCUUAUUAAUUUGGAAUCCUAAGUCAGUAUAUAUUUUGGUGAUGGUUUUAGUGAUCAGUAACCAAAUUUGCACUUAACUAUGCUUAUAUAAUUUAUAUAAUUUGCUUGACCUAAUUCUUUGUCAAAAAGAAAAAAAAACAAUGAGAGUUGUGAGAUAAUUAAUUUCUUUCACCUCUUAAGAAAGAAAUCCAUGGGGCCAGCGCUGUGGCACAGUGGAUAAAGCCACUGCCUGCAGUGCUGGCAUCCCCUAUGGGUGCUGGUUCAAGUCCCAGCUGCUCCACUUCCAAUCCAGCUCUCUGCUAUGGCCUAGAAAAGCAAUAGAAGAUGGCCCCAGUCCCUGGGACCCUGCACCGAUGUGGGAGCCCUGGAGGAAGCUCCUGGCUCCUGCCUUUGGAUCAGCGCAGCUCCAGCCGUUGCAGUCAUCUGGGGAGUGAACCAGCAGAUGGAAGACUUUCUCUCUCUCUCUCUCUCUCUCUCUCUCUCUGUCUGCAUCUGCCUCUGCCUCUCUGUAACUCUGCCUCUUGAAUAAAUAAAAAUAAAUCUUUAAAAAAAGAAAGAAAGAAAUCCAGCUGGUAAAGUAUAUUUAGGACUAUCUCAAAGUAUUGGCAAGAACAAAAUGUUUACUCAGAAGUACCUUUGCAUGAUUUAUACAUAAUCUGUUUACACUAAUCCUAAAAUAUUUUAUAAUCUCACAUUCUUGAUAUACUUGACCCUCCAUACCCAUGGGUCUGCAUCCACAAAGUCAACUAACUAUAGACCAAACCUGAAUAGCUGUGUACCAUAUAUGUACAGACAUGUUUCUUGUCAUUGUACCCUAAAGAACACAUCCUAACAACUGGUGACAUAGCACUUAUACUUUAUCAGAUGUUAUAAGUAAUCUAAAAAUGAUUUAAAGGAUACAGGAAGAUGUUCAUAGGUCAUAUGCAAAUAGUAGGCCAUUUUAUAUGAGGGACUUGAGCAUUCACAGAAUUUUUUUUUUUUUUUUUUUUACAGGCAGAGUGGAUAGUGAGAGACAGAGAGAAAGGUCUUCCUUUUGCCGUUGGUUCACCCUCCAAUGGCCGCCAAGGCCGGCGCAUCUCGCUGAUCCGAAGCCAGGAGCCAGGUGCUUCUCCUGGUCUCCUAUGGGGUGCAGGGCCCAAGCACUUGGGCCAUCCUCCGCUGCACUCCCGGGCCACAGCAGAGAGCUGGCCUGGAAGAGGGGCAACCGGGAUAGAAUCCGGCGCCCCAACCGGGACUAGAACCCGGUGCGCCGGCGCCGCAAGGCGGAGGAUUAGCCUGUUAAGCCACGGCGCCGGCCCAUUCACAGAAUUUGAUAUCCAUGGGGGUUAGGUAUAGGGAGACGGAUCCUGGAACCAAUUUUCCCAGUUUAUCAAGGGAAACUGUAUAACAUAGUACCAAGUAAAAAUUCACCCAAUGUUUUUCUCCCAAAGUUUAACUCUCUAUGAAUAUCUCCAUCUACUUUACCUUGACUAAUUUUUAGCCUCCCAGUUCCUUGAAGCAGUCUUUAAUUUCUGUUCAAAAUUCCUUUGAUUUCUAAUUAUAAACUGUUGGAAGACAGUUUUGUCUAUAUUGCUGGUACUAGACUUCUCAGUGUAAAUACUACAAUGUGCUUGCAUUGCCUAUGCGAAGGGCAGUGUCAUCUCAAAUUGCCUUAACAAGGCACAAGUGACUUUCUAUCAGGAACAUUAUCUAUGGGGGCUGACUUGUACCACUUUAUCUUUUUCAAGUCUAAUCUCAGUAUUAAACCUAUUUAAAACAAAAAACAAAAAACUCCUACUUUCCUAAAUGAGAUGAAUUAUUUAUUCCUCUACACUUGUAAAAUCAAAGUGCUUGAUCAAAGACCACACCAGUCUCAGAGAGAUAAUGCAAGUCCCUGUGUGUGAUUGUACUCCCUCACACCCACCAUACUGUCUCUGAUAAUAUUUCUAUUGUGAGAUCCUCACACACAGCCUACAUCAUCUUUCUCUUCUGUCAUUUCUUUUCUCUCCUUUUUGCACUUCUUUAAUUUUGGUUCUUUACAUGUGUUUUAGCAUGCCCUUUUCUUUGAACUUUGUAUGUUAAGAUUAUAUAUUUUUGUUUCCUUUCAGGUAGAGCAGGUCUCUUUUUGUUUCUCUGCUUUUAAGUCUGCUGAUUUUUAAAGAGGUAAAUGUUAGCUGUAGACCACAGUGCCUUGCUUCCCUUUGCUGCUACUUGGGAUAUGGGCAUUAGACGCACAGGAUGCUCUUUGGUAGCUGUUCAAGUUUAUCCACAAAUUUUAGCCAGUGUUUAAUUUUACUACACAUUUAUGCAACUUGUUCAUUACUACUUAACUAUUUCCAGAGUUUGUUCUGGAAUAAGGAUUAACUUACUCAGUUUGCAAUGUUUUUUUCCUCUAAUACAUAAGGAGCCAGAAAUAAGCUUACUGCUAAGUAGUUAACUUUGUAAACCCCCCUAGGCUCUACAUAAGAUCCCCUAGACACACCUCACUGUAUGUGUGUGUGUGUCUGGCUAAAAA